Saprolegnia diclina VS20 is the source of this 1641-nucleotide messenger RNA. RefSeq lists its product as hypothetical. The transcript has a single exon. Lineage: Eukaryota; Oomycota; Saprolegniomycetes; Saprolegniales; Saprolegniaceae. Gene Ontology annotation, molecular function: protein binding. Bases 4 to 1641 code for a protein of 545 amino acids. The record is from RefSeq and is a predicted model, not a curated record.
GCCAUGUGGGCAACGAUUGCGGAUGUGCAGCCGCUCGUCUUGGCCUUUGCGGGGCCAUUGACGGAGUACCUAAACGGUGUCCUCGACGAAGAGCUGAAGUACAACGCCAGGAACCGCGAAGAAGUUACGCUGCGCAUCUGGACCGACGCCUUCCGCAUGGACUGGUCCGGGCCGCUCGAGCGCCUUCCGUGCUCGCCAUGCCUCCGUGACGUCGACUUCGCUUGCAUCCGAACCAAGACCAUGUACAACACGGUCAUGGCGUACUUCGGCAAGUGCUGGCGGAGCGUCCAGCGAAGUGAUUAUUGCAACGCCACCUUUGCGCUUGCGAACAGCGGGAACUGGACAAAAGACCUUUCGCUCUGCGACACGGACGCAGCCGCCUUGCGGAACCUGUGGCUCGAGGACCUCGCGCCCUUCCUCGAGUAUCCGAUCGCGCUCGCCUAUGCAGCGGUCUUUGGCGGCCACUAUGAGCUCCUCCGCUACCUCGUCCGCGAGAAGGGUGUCGUCGUUGCUGACUUUGGCUACCUCCACCGGCUUGGUCGCGGUGGCUUUGCGAUGGACGUCGCUGCCAAGUACGGUCAUCUUGCCGUCCUCCAGCUGCUCCACGACGGCGGAGCGUCCUCGUGCACGACAGCAGCCAUGGACGACGCUGCGAUGAACGGUCAUCUCGACGUCGUUCAGUGGCUCCAGCAGCACCGCACCGAAGGCUGCUCCCCCAAUGUGCUCGAUUGGGUCGUCAUGAAUGGAGACACAGCCAUUGUCCGCUUCCUCCAAGUAAAGUACAACGUCGCAUUCUCGCCAGAGGCACUUCAGCAUGCCGCCUCGCGACCCGACCUCGACAUUGUCAAGCAGCUGCACUACGUAUGGCACGCGCCGUGCACGACAGCGACCAUGGACGAGGCCGCGCUCGCGGGCAACUUGGCAAUCGUCGAGUUUUUGCAUCGACACCGAACCGAAGGUUGCACGGCGCGGGCUAUGGACAACGCAGCCUUCGACGGGUCCGUCGACGUCGUCCGCUUCCUCCACGAGCACCGUAGCGAAGGCUGCACGACCCUCGCGAUCGACGCGGCCGCCCGACGGGGACACCUCUCGGUCGUCGAGUUCCUGACAAAUCACCGAAGCGAGGGGUGCACGGUGCAUGCGAUGGACCGCGCAGCGCAUCGCGGCCGCGAAAACGUCGUGCGCUACCUCCACGAACAUCGAACCGAAGGCUGCACGACGCGCGCGAUCGAUUGGGCCGCGUCCGCCGGCCACCUCUCGAUCGUCCGCUUCCUCCUCACGCAUCGCUCGGAAGGCUUUACGUUCCGGGGCAUCUACUGGGCGGCGGAGUACGACCAUCGCGACUACCCCGCCAUCUUGGCCUUGCUGCUCUCGCACGACACGACCAAAGUGCACACGGCGGCGGCCGUCGCACGAGCCUUGCGCCUCGGUGACCGCAAGACCUUUGACGCGCUCGCCGCCGCCGGCUGCAUCAGCGAUGACGUGGACGUUGACGCCAUCGACUGGCGACUGCCGCGUCGCGGGGACGCGAUACAGGACGACCCUGCCACCGGGGGGUACAGCUGUGCCGACGCCGACGAGGACGAAGAGUACUUUCGGUUCCCGAGAUUUUUUGACAAAUUUUUGACCAAGGGCAUGUAA